UGAAAGUCACAGAGACAAAAUGGGAUGUCACUGGCUUUCAUCAUGUUUCGGUGGAAAGAAAAGAGCUAAAGGUUCGGAGGGACGUCAGUAUGAAUGUUCUUGUACUCCGAGCGCCAUCUCGUUUAUAGCUGAACGUGCUCGUGAAAGGGUUGUAUCUGAAGCUGAUAUAGAAUGUAUUCAUCAACGUGGUGACAAUGGAAAUAAUGCUGAGACUACUAUAGAAGAUUGCUUAAGAUGUUCUGACGUUGAGAUCGGGAUUUCCCAAGUCAGUUGGGAUCCCAGUGAUUGCAAGAAUAUCAAAGACGAUCAAUCAUACGGUGUAUCCAUGUGUACUGAUUACGUUGACGGUUAUAAACGAACAAGUGUUGGUUCUCAACAAACGAAGGAUAUAAAUGUGACAGAAAAUAAAACCGCGGUUAGCGAAGACUCAACUACAGUAGUUUUCAGCUCCAAACAUACGUGUAUUAAUUUAGGUGCUAAUUCAAAAAAAUGUUCAUUCAGAAAAUCAGUUGAAGAACAGUUCUAUCAUGAACUCUUACUAAAAGCACAACUUGAAUUUUCACAAAGUGAACUUGAAGACAUUCAAAAUGGAGUCGAAGAAAUUGUUUGGAAAAUUUUGCACAUAUUUGACUCCAAAUCAAUCGGCGCGACAUUUUCGCGGGUAAUUCAAACGGGGAGCUACUAUGACAACACUAAAACAUGUCAGCCAGAUGAGUUUGAUUUUCUAGCGGUGAUGGAAGACAUAUCGGGACAACAGUUUCUGACAAAAAGAAAAUGCGUUGAUAGACCAGGGUACUGUCAUCUUGAGGCAAAAGAUAAAACUGCACUUUCAGAUCACAGUUUUGAUAGCUCUUGGCAACUAAAGCAUAGUUCAUUUCGAGCGUUUUUCUUAAACCUAGUACAUACUAUAAUGCGGGAAACAGUCAAUGGCGAAAUAAUCGACAAAACAAGUGGAACUCUGACGGUCAUAAAUUAUGCUGUGGCCGUCAACGGCCCUCAAUGCACGUUGCGGCUCAAAUGGAAAUCCAGGAGUAAGGACAGGACUUUGUCCAUAUCAGUUGACAUUUGCCCCGCCGUUGAGGUCAGUGACGUCAGCGAGCUCGUCCACGAAAACGAAGUAGCAGACAAAUCGCUUUACACAGAAAUGAUAAAAGCAGAUAAAUGUCACCUUAUUCCAAGACCGGUGAAAAGCUGUCAGUUCUGUUUUAAACUUGUUUUCGCAAAAGCAGAUAGAGAGACCAUCAUGGAUCUCAGUGCCAGUCACAAGAACUGUUUGAUGAUCUUGAAAUAUCUGGCGUCGCAUGUCAAGAAAGCGAAGCCGCGUUUGAGAAAGUUCUUUAACUCAUUUGCGCUAAAGAUGGCUGUUUUGCACCAUAGCUUCGAAUGUGAGAGCGAAAGAAAGAUGGACCACAUAUCACAAAUGGGCGGUUGUUUUAUGGCAGUGUUGGAUGUUUUGCUGAAAGGACUAGUGAAACAACCGCCAUGCAUGCCCAGUGUUUUCAUCACAGGACAUAACGUUUGGAACAGUACCAGUCUAAGACCAAAACAGGACACACAUAUUGUGAUGGAAUCAGUGCGCAUAUUGGAAGACUUCAAAGAGUUCUUCUACCAACUGGCGUCAUGUGAUUCUGACUUAGAAACACUGCAUUGUAGGUUGAUUGGAAUUUGCAUUAAAUAAUAUACUGUAACAGUUACUAUAAACGCAAAGCACAAUUUCUGAAGUUCUUUUUUGUCAUGAUGUGUUUUUCCCAAGCGUCGAAUCUAAAAACAGAAGCACAUACUAAACUACAUAUAUUUACCAUGUUCUGUCAUUUGGCCAUAUAGUACUUAUCAGUGUAUGGUACUUGGGUGAGUUCAUGCGUAGAAGAAUGUUUGUUUCCAAUUUCUCUGCCAACACAUAAUUAUAGGGUUCGUGGGUUUUUUCUUUGUACGGUAGGGGUAAAAAAUAAUGUUUUUCUCCAAUUUCACUGCCAAAACAUAUCGGGAAGAUCGGAUUUGUUGUUUUCUUUAUAUCGAAUGAAGAUCGUCGCGAUUUGGUAUGUACAUUUACUACGUUUGUCGGGUUGGCGCAGUGGAUAGCGGACUAGUCUGGUUCCCUGAUUACUGAUAUUUCAUACAGUACCGAUAACGAUGGCAGACUCGCUUCUCACAAUGGCGUUCCGGGCUGAGAACAUUUCAGUUUGGUUAGUGGCCACCAACCAGACAAGAGCUGACCAACCAUCGUGGUACAUGUUUAAGUUGUCUUACUAGCUUUUAAACUGGGGUUAAAGGAGCCUAUAUGGGCCCCAAAAUAGGUUCCAAAAUAGCCAAAAGGUUUGAACAAAGUAACUGCUCUGUGUUUGUGUGCGCUGUAACGUUGGGAGUAGUUUAUGGUUGCGCAGGAGCGUUUCUUGGAAGCGUCGCCAUCUCUCUUCUUAUACUAAAGAUAUUCCAUUUGAAUCAAACAUAAUUGCUAUUGUUUUGGGAACCUUUGUCGACUAUUCCAUUGCUUAUGCUCACUACCAUACUGUCCAUGUGCCUUUUUAAAUGCAGAAGAUGAAUAAGAAACGAAUUGGCGGAGAACGCUUAGGUCUUAAACGAGAGGAAACUUUCAUCGGGUCCCCUGUUCUCUAAAUCUCGCUUGUUUUUAGCCAGAGUGCUGUGACUCGCUUCAGAUAUGUGCGUAGUACAUUUAUGAGGUUUGUCCGGUUUAAGCAUUGGAUAGCGAACUCUCUUCUCACCAAGGUGUUUCGGGCUGAGCGCAUGUCAGUUUGGUUAGUGGCGACCAAAAAGUGGAUUUCCAGUGGAUACUCCGUUCCCACCACAACACAAGACCACACUUUUGCGUAAAAUCGGUUCAUAAAAGGUUGUUUAAACUUAGAGAAAAGUAACUACAAAACUGACCAAAUCAUGUUGUGAGCGAAAGGUUAUGCCCAAUGAAUAAUACUUAACCUAACGUGUUUCAUAGGCAAACCGUUCUCGCGGCUAUCAUGCGUUCUCUGUACAGCGUUAUAAACACUGACGUAUCAUUAAUUCGUUCUUGUCUAGUCUGUGUGCAAUUUUUAAUUAGUCAUUUCUGU
Molecule: messenger RNA, 3059 nt
Organism: Mya arenaria
Lineage: Eukaryota; Metazoa; Mollusca; Bivalvia; Myida; Myidae
Exons: 2
Coding region: 20-1678 (552 amino acids)
Source: RefSeq, a predicted model, not a curated record